AUGGGAGACUCUCUUGCUCAGCGACAUGCUGCUGCUUUAAAGCUCCUUGAGGAUUUGACAUCGUCGCUAAACGACGUGGUGCCGCUAGGAGAUAUCUCGCGUGCUCAGGCGGAUUACAACGCUGCAGAAGAACGGCACAGCCGUGAACAGGACCCUGCGAAGAAAAGAGCCUUGUGCCGAGAACUCGUCAGGUACGGAGAUCACCUCGAGGAGAUACAAAAGCAACACCAGGAAGCCGAGACCAAGCGUAAGGAGCAACUAGACCUCUUUGACUCGAGACUAUCGAAGGAAGGCUACCAGAAGCUGGCCACUCGUGCUACCUUUAACACUGGCACCCAUCACACAACCCACCAGACCUCUGAAACGCUGGAAAGUCCUGUCCGAUCUCCAGAUCUCGACUCCAUUCAGCCUCCAACCCUCUCCAACGACCGAGCAACCCAUGACACUAUUGGAUCUCUAGGCCACCUUCCCCAAACCAACGCUAUUCGCAACACGAUCGAGCCCAGGUCAACCCCCUCGCGUACACACAGCGCGACUCCGUCGAGAGGCUUCUCGACAGAUAUCGAGCAGCAAGUCGGAGCUGAACCGACUGGUCAGACAGCUUCGACGAGGUAUAUCAAGGCGGUAAUGCCCGAUGGAAAUACAGAAUUGUCAAGAUCAAUUGGGCUCUACUACAUCUUUGGAUGCGAGAAACACGAGAAGCAUUUCCGCAAAGAGAACCCGCUCCAAUCUGCCAUGAGUCACCUUAAAGGGAAAGGACACUCUGUCAAGAGACCGAACGCUACUCAGGCGCUUAAAUCGCUCGGGACUCAAGUUGUGGAUGGCAGUGACGAACUUGUCCUGCUGAAUAACAUCGCUGCGGAUCGUUACCUAGCGGAGCAGGCGGAGAAAAAGAAGCGUCGAGAGGCUUCUGUCAGGAACCUCACACAGGCACCACAGACUGGCGAAAUACAUAUGGCUUGGUUUGGUGACGACGAUGUAGGCCAUUGCCCGCACGCCUUUUUGGUCAUGCCGUUCUUCCCGCGGCUUGGCGAUGAUCCGGAGAUGCAAUCUGUCACCGAAUCAGACCUUAAAGUCGAUAUCCCCGCUUGUUACAAGCUUAAUAAGACCUCUAACAGGUAUGAAUGGGCUGAGGGCUAUGAGGAGCAUGGGAAGUAUGCCGGUAAUAGGGUAUACCCAAUAAUGUGCCUUGUUGGGGAAACUCCUCACAAGGUCGAUUGGCUUCCAGUCUGUCACUUUCGAAACCUUGAUCUCAAUGACAAGGAUCUUGAGGACAAGGACAUAGUCAAAUCGUAUAUCAGCAGAAACUCAGCAGGCAAGUUGUCGUCGAUUGAGAUCUGUUUUUUUCUUUUACUAAUUGAAUUGAAUACAGGCCAUGGGAACGAGAUUGAAGACGAAUCUGAAGACCUGUACGGAGACAGCCUUGCUGGUGACGACGACGCACCAACCUCAAGCGGGCGUAUACAGAGUCCCAGUGGCAGGAUAUCUGAGAACGCCAAUACAGAUCAAAGUUUCCAGCCCGAGGCGAUAGCAGAGAACCAGGAGAGCAGGUCACCUGGGCCAAACCUCCCAACACAAGCGGUAAAGGACGAACCCACGACUAUAGCACGCGGAGACGAGGCUGCAAGACGUGCGCGCCAGCCGUCUGUCCGGCAAAGAUGGCCAUCUGCACGAAAGGGUCCUCCAAAUAUGGAAACUUUAGAUGACAGUGACAGCGAGUGA
Molecule: messenger RNA, 1722 nt
Organism: Fusarium verticillioides 7600
Lineage: Eukaryota; Fungi; Ascomycota; Sordariomycetes; Hypocreales; Nectriaceae
Exons: 2
Coding region: 1-1722 (573 amino acids)
Source: RefSeq, a predicted model, not a curated record